Molecule: messenger RNA, 4305 nt
Organism: Plasmodium gonderi
Lineage: Eukaryota; Apicomplexa; Aconoidasida; Haemosporida; Plasmodiidae
Exons: 1
Coding region: 1-4305 (1434 amino acids)
Source: RefSeq, a predicted model, not a curated record
AUGAACAAUUAUAUGCCAAAAAGUUUCGAUGAAAUAUUGAUACACCCAAAGGAUAAAUUAACCAUUUUGGACUUUUUUAUAAAUUUGAUAAAAUUUAACAAUGACCCAAUUUUAAGCACAGAAUUAGAAAAUCUUAGUAAUGUCAGACAACAUGUGGAUGUGCAAAAUUUAAAGAAUAUAUGUAUAAUUUUGGGAUCUCCUGGAAGUGGAAAAAGUACCCUAGUAAAAUAUAUAUGUGAAAAAUUAAACAUGAAAGAAUGUUAUUAUGAACCCGAAUCACAAGAACACACAAAUUUUGUUAGAAGUGCAAAUGAAGAAAAUGAGUAUUAUUAUCAUCCGUAUAAUAAUUUUUUACUUUAUUCCAAUUGCCAAGUUGGUAAUACGGAAAAAGGGGAAAUGAAUGAGGGAAAAAAACAUGAAGAAGACAAGUUUGUCAAAAAGGAUAAGGUACCUAAUAUUUCGUCAUACCAUGAAUUGGUUAGUAAUAACAAGAGAAAGAAAAAUUAUGAACAUAGAGAAAACUGGCAAUUACAAAAAAUCUUUAAAUCCGAAUCUGAGAACAAUCCAAGGAAUGGAAAAAUGAACAAAUCUGUACUAGUAGAUAUUAGUAACAGAAUUAAAAAACAAAUUGUGGAAGAUUUGGUAGAAUGUAACGAUAUGAAUGGGAAAAUAGCCAAUGGAAUUUUUAAAUUGUAUAGUGUACUUAUGAAUAUAUUCAAUCAUGCAUUUGGAAGAAGUACAUAUUAUGAAGAAGGCAAUUAUGAAUUUUUCUCUCCUAGGAUAUCUAACAAUUUUAAUAAAUUGUUACAUAAAUAUUACGUAAUGGGGAACCAAAUAUGGAAAAAAAUAAAUAAAUUACUAACAUCAUCUCAUAAUUUGAAAAAGCACAUUUUGGAAAAUUCUAUAGAAGCAGAUAAAAUAAAAAAGGAAUUUAUAAUUGAUAUGUUUGCUGAUGAUAAUCAUAGCGAGUACACAAUUAACAGAAUGAACCAUUCCUGUAAUUUACAUGAACAUAUCAGCAUAAAUGCAAACGAAUCAAACAAUUUAAACAAAUCUGUUAUUGAUACUUUGAAAUUGUACAUUAGCUUAAAGGAAGAAAUUAAUGAUGAUUUCUCUUUGGCUAACACGUUAAGAGAAGAAUUAACAAAUUUUAUUGAAAAAAAAAAAAUUAGACAAAGAACUGAAAAUUUCAUGUUAUACAGAAGAAAAUGGCUUUUCAAAAAUGACCAGGAGAAAAACGAAUUAGCACUAAAAGAAAUGAACAAAUGGACAAUUUUUCCUAACAUUCCAAAAGAAAAAAGAGACCAAAUUAAUACCAUAUCGAUUAAUGAUACCCUGAACAGUGAAGUUAAAAAGUUAAUAGAAUUACAAAAAUGUAAGGAAAUAAUCUCCGAAUUGGCAGAAACUGUAAAUUUAAAGAAAAAUUUGAAGCAAUACCUAAACCUCAGUAAUGAAUUAUACAGGCGUGAAAAUAUUAUCAGAACCCUCGAAAGUGAGGAUAUAAAUAAAUUAUCUGAAUGUGGUAGUUUGCAUAGUUAUAUAAAUACUAGAAUAGAAAAUGCAAUGACACAAGAGUGUAAAAAAAGUAAAAGUGCAAUAGAUCUAAUUAUAUUGAAUGAUUAUUAUACACAUUUAAUUAACAAUUUUCAUGUAAUGAACAAUGUAAGAGGACUAAUCCUGUGCAAUGUAUUUAUUAGCAACACUAUGUCAGAUGUAACGAUUAUCAAUUCCACCAUUGUAAGUCAUCUAAAGGGAGAAGUUCUUAAUGAUCUUAUCAAGAAAAAUAAUUCACCCAAAAGAGGAAGUGAUGAAAGUUCUCAGACGGAGCCCAAAAUUUUUUCAGAAGUAAUGGAAACAAAAUUGAUUUCACUAUUUCCCAAUUCGAUGAAUUAUAUCUCAACAAAUUUUGAUGUGUCUAACCAUAAUACACACCACACACAUAUGAAACGUUUAAUGGAAGAUGAAAAGAACGUUUUAGAGAAUAUCACAAACAAUUUAAUGUGUCUCAGUAACUCAUCAGGAAGAAUAAGUGAUGAUUUACAUCUGCCAGAAAAGGCACGAAUUAAAAUAGUAAACUAUUGUGAUGAACUUUACAAAUUGAACAAACGAAUGGGCAAUAAUUUAAUAAAGUGCAUCGAUUUAAUGAAAGAAAUAAUGAUAAAUUUGUGCAAAGACAGGGAUGUGAAAAAAAAACUGCUUUGUGCUCUUAUAGAUGAUAUAGAUCAAAAUGAUGCUAUAGUUAAGUCGUUUUUACCAAAUACUUUAGAGAAACAUAUGGAUACUCUCAUUUCACGAAGUUAUUUAUAUACCCAAUUGAUGAAUAUAGAUCUUAAAAAAAAAAGAGAAGAUGAGAAAAAAAAAAAUUAUUAUGAAGAACAUUUUAUAAAUACCCGUGCUGUAAUUGUUGAUGAACUGCCAUUAACUGAGUUAGAAUAUUCAGAAGAAUUCAGAGUAAGUUGUGUUAGUUCGAUGCAAUUUAUAUUUAAUCGUGUCAACUACUGUAAACAGGAAUAUCUAAAAUAUAUGAGGGAAAAAAAUUGCAUUAAAAAAUUUCAAGAAUGUUAUGCAAUACAUCCCAUGAUAAUUUUUAUAAAUUCAUAUGAACAAAUCAGAACUGUUAAUACUUUACUAGGAAUUGAUAUAAACAAUUCCCCUCAUGUUUAUUUUAUAAAAUUAAAAAAAAUACACCCUUUAUUUUUGGAAAAAACACUAUCAGAAAGAUACUAUUGUAGAAUGACAAACUUAAAUAAAAAUGUGAAACAAGUUAUAAAAAAAAUGACACACAACUGUAGUGGAGAUAUACGGUCUUGUUUUAAUACUCUCGAUUUACUAAAUCGAAUUCCAAAUUUGGGUAAUAUGUCCCUCGAAGAAAUAUAUGACAUUACACUUUUGUGUCAAAAUGAUAUUUUUUCUUUUGCAAGAAAGGUGUUGUAUCGAGACAUAGGAUCAGGUGUAACCUCGAUGAAUUAUUUGUCAAGCUCAGAUUCUUUCAACUUUGACGUGAGUUGUAUAAAUUUGAAUAUCGACAAUUUGCACCAAGACAUACCAAACGCGAGGGAAACACUUGAUAACUCUUGCUUAUUUUCAUCCAAUCAAAGUGAGAGAGGAAUGAAUCAUUUCAUGGAAAAAGGAUCGGAGAAUUGUACAAAUGGACUGAGAGUUGUCACCAAAAUGUCGAUAAGUAGCGAUAAGAAUAAUGAAUAUCAGAUGAUUGGUUUAAAUAAACAACAUGAAGAAAAUAAUCAUAGAGAACAAAAAAACUACAUGAACUUUUUCAAAGAAUUAGAUGAUAAAGCAGAUAUGAUGAGUAUAUCAGAAAAGUUCCAAGUUUUAUCCUUGUUAAAAGAAAAUUUUAUAUAUUUUUAUAACAGUUUAUCAGAUAUAGCCAGAUUAUUUUCGAACCUAAGUAUUAUUAAUCACUCUUUUCGUGGAAUUGAUUGCUCAAAUUUUUUAAUGAGAAAAGCACACGAAAAUAUGAGUGAUGAUGUAGCAAGAUUUACAAAUGAACAUUUCAGAUUAACUUAUAGAUAUUAUAUAACCUGUAAUAGUAACCCUCGAAAUCCAGCAGAUAACAUGUCAAUAACGAACGAUGUACAGAACAAAUCACAAGAAGAAUUAAUUAAAGGAAAAAAAAAUAAAAUAAAUCAUUGUGCAUCCAACCCUUGUCAAGUUAAAAUGUUUUUCUCACUUAAAACGAAUUCCAUGAAUAAAUAUUAUUAUCAUUUUAGCCUAGUCAGAAAAGAAUUAUAUGAUAGAUAUAUUAUGAUUGUGCUUCGGAAAAUAAUGAAUCAAAAUGUGAAUAACACGGAUGAUGUUGCAACAAGAUAUCUGUUUUUUUUACGCGGAAAUUACGAAUUGUUUUCAAGUUUUUUUCCAUGCUAUAUAUUACUUAUUAUACAUUUCUGGAAUAGUCAAUACUCAUGUGAGUAUAAUGUAGUGGAGGAAAAGAACGAUGAAAACUUGUUUUGCUGCAAGUCUAAAAACGACACACUCUCAAAUGACAGAUUUUAUUUUAACAAAUUCUGCGAAAUAAUAUAUCAUUUCAAUCCACACACCCCUGGAAAUAGAAAAGGACAGGAACAUAUCACGGAGAUUAUUUCAUUUGUGGAAUCGUUUAUUACUCCAAAAUUUAUAGCUCUUUUUUUCCCGUCUUACUUGAAAUACCUAAAAAACGGAAUAAGGCAAAAACAAAAUGUCAGGAACUUCCUUGGCAAUCAGGCUGUGUCCACAGAAACAUAUUUUGAAAUGAGGAAUGUGCUUCGCCUCCACGACAUGGAGCUGUACAGCUAUUUCUUCAACUAUUAA